Macadamia integrifolia is the source of this 2840-nucleotide messenger RNA. RefSeq names its product probable polygalacturonase. The record is from RefSeq and is a predicted model, not a curated record. Gene Ontology annotation, biological process: carbohydrate metabolic process. The transcript has 7 exons. Gene Ontology annotation, molecular function: polygalacturonase activity. The coding region runs from base 1126 to 2523 and encodes 465 amino acids. NCBI's taxonomy places the organism in Eukaryota, Viridiplantae, Streptophyta, Magnoliopsida, Proteales, Proteaceae.
UCCCAUGUUUGUCCCAGCAUAUUCAACCACAUAGAGUGCUAUCAUUUCUGGAAUGGUCUUAGGUUUUAUGGAAGCCGGAUCCAUUGAUUAAUGGAUUACCCUUUUUUUUUUCUUCUGUUUCUCUCGAUUUAUUUAUUUAAAAGGUAGAAUUUGACCAGUUUCAAAGAAUGAGAGAAACCCAUUAUUUAUUUCUUUAUGUACGGACUGAUUGAACCCUAAAAUUGAUGCAACGCCGUAACGGGCCCGAUCUUGUAUUAUCUUCUUCUAUGAUCGACUGGUUUGAAGGAAAACCCAAAGAAAGGAACAGGAAAAAAGAUUGAAUCUAAAGAAGAAGUUGUUCAGAGGGAUGGUUAUACCUUAAUAACCUUCCUCUCCUUUCUGGGCUCCUCACCGUCCUACGUUUUUCUACCUUUGCCAAGCCAGUUGGGCCAUUGACGGCUUUUGGACUGAUGCGUGAGUGAAGCUGUUAAGCACUGACAAUUAGACAUUGAUGGAUCUUCCAUCUAAUCUUCUUACGAAGAGUCAUUAUUAUAAUUUAAUUAAGUGUCAUUCUUUCAUGAGGGAGGAUUCCCGUGCAGCUUAAUCUAUGAUUAACGAGACAACCACACCCUACUUCCUCAUGCUCUGUCUCAAAAUUACUGCCAAAGCCUCCUCUGAAAUCAAAACCCAUUACUCUGCAACACCAAAUUUUGUUUUUUUUUUUCCCUACCAAAGUGGUAGGGAGCGAGAGGGGUCUUGCUGGAGGAGGUCAAUACUUGAAGAGUCUGUGACAGACACGAGGGUCCUGUUUGGGGCCAGGAUUGAUUUUCUUUUUCCCUGAUGAAUUGGGGCCAGGAUUAUUAUUAUUUUUGCUUUUUGGCGGGCAGCAACGGUCGCUUUCCAUUAUUUUUCCUGGUUGGAGAAGGCUCUUGAAGACCCAUCAUCGUAUCACCCUUGCAUGUUGCUGCUGAUCUCCAUCAAAUCCACCUUAAAGCUUUGUUUCCCUUUCGAUUUUCGUUUUUGGGUGCAGUUGGGAUUUUGCUUAAGGCGGCAACUUGGGGUUAUUGUGCCAAGGCGAAGAGCCGAUCCCAGUCACAUGAGGAGAUUUAUUACUGAAACAUUGUGGAAGGACAGCCUGCAUAAUCCAUGUUCAUCUAUAGGAAAAUGCUGGUGGAGGUGGUUCUGGUACUUGCAUCAGUUGGUGAAGCUCCAUGGGUUGUCAUGGGCAGCUCACAUUGCAAGCAGACAAGCACAAGGGAAGUUCGACCCCAUAGUGUCACCAUAACUGAAUUUGGCGCUGUUGGAGAUGGGGUCACCCUCAACACGAAAGCAUUUCAGAAUGCCCUGUUCUAUCUCAAUUCAUUUGCUGACAAGGGUGGGGCCCAGCUUUUUGUCCCGGCCGGCCGAUGGUUGACUGGAAGUUUUGAUCUCAUAAGUCAUCUAACUUUAUUGUUACAUAAUGAUGCUGUGAUUCUUGGAUCAAUGCAUUCUUAUGAUUGGCCAGUUGUUGAUCCUCUGCCUUCAUAUGGCCGAGGUAGGGAAUUGCCUGGUGGAAGGCAUCGAAGCCUUAUUUAUGGACGUAAUCUGACGGAUGUCGUUAUAACAGGUGAUAAUGGAACUAUUGAUGGUCAAGGAAGUGUCUGGUGGAACUGGUUUAAUAAUGGAACCCUGAACUACACUCGGCCCCAUCUAGUUGAGUUAAUGAAUUCGACUGGCGUGGUCAUCUCAAACUUGACCUUCUUGAACUCACCAUUUUGGACCAUCCACCCUAUAUAUUGCAGCCAAGUUCUUGUUCAGAACGUCACUAUCGUUGCUCCUCUUGAUUCACCAAACACAGACGGGGUUGAUCCAGACUCGUCUAAUGACGUUUGCAUUGAAGACUGCUACAUCAGCACGGGUGAUGAUCUGAUCUCCAUAAAAAGUGGGUGGGAUGAGUAUGGCAUUUCAUUUGCUCGACCCAGUUCAAACAUUAUCAUCAGAAACAUUACUGGAGAAACCUUAUCGAGCUCUGGAGUUGCAAUUGGAAGUGAAAUGUCAGGUGGCGUAUCAGAAGUUUAUGCAGUGGGCCUCAACUUCUUCAAUUCGAACACUGGCAUUAGAAUAAAGACAUCUCCAGGACGGGGUGGUUAUGUAAGAAACAUCUAUUUUUCAGACAUAACAUUGACCAAUGUAAAGACAGCGAUCAAAUUCACUGGCCAGUAUGGUGAGCACCCGGAUGAGUUUUAUGAUCCGAAGGCCCUCCCUAUCAUAGACAAGAUUACCAUUAAAGAUAUCAGAGGAGAUAAUAUCAGAACUGCAGGCCUUCUAGAAGGCAUAGAAGGGGAUAACUUCUUCAACAUUUGCUUAUCCAACAUCACACUCAACGUAACCACUGCAACCCCAUGGAACUGUUCAUAUGUUCAAGGCUUUUCUGACUUGGUUUCUCCCGAGGCUUGUGAACCUCUCAGGGAGAAAAUCAGUCCUCAAUAUUCAUCAGCUUGUUACCACCUUUCCAACCAUUUGCGUUGCCCAAUUGAUAGAAACAAAUCCACGUGGUUGCUAUGAUGGUGAGGUCCUACAGCAAUAUAACCUGCAGUAAAUUGUGACCGUAGCCAUUUUUUUCGUUUUGAUUUUUUGUGUUCCCAUUGAGUUGUGUUUUUUUUUUUUCCUUUCUCCAAAGGAAAAACGAAAAGGUAAGAAGAAGAGUCUUCCCAUGUCCCACCAUGAUGGAUGGCUGCUUAGUCUUGGACGGGAAAUAGUUACCUGACAUGAAAGUUCCUGCUUGUAAUGGUAUGUUAAUCUGUAAGUGUCGAUUGAUGAUUUGUUUUUGUAAUUUUGUGUGUAUUGACAAAUAAUUGAAUGAUUCAUCAGAGAUUGAAAUA